AUGUCGUCGGGUUUAAUUCGUCGAGACAAUGGCCACGGCAAGACUCACUACUUCGCCAGCUCAGAUGAGUCGAAAAUAUGUGUGGUCAUGGUUGGCCUCCCAGCUAGAGGCAAGAGUCUCAUAGCGGGCAAAGCUAUGAGAUAUCUCGCUUGGGUUGGUAUUCCUGCACGCGUGUUCAAUGUCGGUACCUAUCGCCGACAGGGCACACCGCAGCCAAGCGCCACGUUCUUUGACCCCCACAACGAGGAGGGCGAGAAGAUGCGCCGUGCCGCGGCCGAUGCUGCCAUCACAGAUAUGAUUCAGUGGUUCGAUGCUGGCAAGGGAUUGGUCGCGAUCCUCGAUGCGACGAAUUCGACGAAAGAGCGCCGCCGCUGGAUCAAUGAGCGCUGCCGGGAAGCUAAUAUCGAGACGUUGUACGUCGAGUCGAUAUGUGACGAAGAGGACUUGAUUAUGAACAACAUCCUCGAGGUCAAGACGACCUCGCCGGACUACAAGGGGCAGGACCCGGAGGUUGCUGCCCGGGAUUUCCGCGAGCGGAUCCGCAACUACGAGAAAGUCUACGAGACCAUUGAUGACGGCGAGAAGAGCUACACCUACGUAAAACUCAUCAACGUUGGCUCCACCGUCAUCAUUAACCAGAUCAAGGACUAUUUGUCCAGUCGACUGGUCUACUACAUCCAGAAUCUCCAUAUCAAGCCUCGCUCGAUCUGGUUAUCUCGCCACGGAGAGUCGGAGUACAACUUGACUGGAAAGAUUGGAGGCGACUCUAACAUCUCUGAACGUGGAGAGGCUUAUGCCAAAGCUCUACCUGGUCUACUGAAGAAGUCCGGUGUACCGCCCAACACGAAGAUUGUGAUCUGGACAUCCACGUUAAAACGCACCAUCCAGACAGCACGUCACCUGGCUGCGGAAACUGGCUUCGAGAAACUGGAGUGGAAGGCAUUGGAUGAACUGGACUCGGGAGUCUGUGACGGAUUGACCUACGAGCAGAUUGCCGAGAAGUACCCCGAGGAUUUUGCCGCCCGCGACGAAGACAAGUACAACUACCGCUACCGGGGUGGCGAAUCGUACCGCGAUGUAGUCAUUCGCUUGGAGCCUAUUAUCAUGGAGUUGGAGCGCAGUGAGAACGUGAUCAUUGUGACGCACCAGGCUGUGUUGCGCUGCAUCUACGCCUACUUCCUCAACACACCCCAGGAGCAAAGUCCCUGGAUGGAGGUCCCCCUCCACACACUUAUCAAACUUACGCCGCGUGCAUAUGGUACGGAGGAACAACGGUUCAAGGCUGAUAUUCCUGCCGUGUCGACCUGGCGUGCUAAGGGCACGUCGGCCAAGCACCAGGAAUACUCCACGGAAACCAAGGCGGCCCGAACCAUGUUAUCCGCCUUCACCGCUCGACCGCUCGUCGAGUUCAAACCGCGCGAUCGGUCGCGCAUCGAGUCCGUUCUCACGUACGGGGACCGGGUGCUCGUGGGAUUGAAUAAUGGGAGUUUACGGGUGUAUCGGGUGAAUGAGGUGGAGAAGGAGGCUGCGGAUGGUGAUGAGGGCAUGAACGGUCAUCAGGAUGAUACACAUGGGAAUAAUGGUGAUGGUGAGGCGCUUGGGAAUAAUGUUAAUGGGGGUGUUGCACCACAUGUGCCGGUCAAAUCGAAACAGACGGAUCUUUUGCGCGAGGUCGAGAAGUUCUCCCGGUACAAGGUGGAGCAGUUGGCCCUGAUCAAGGAGGCCAAGUUGUUGGUCUCGUUGUCGGGCGGGUAUGUCUCGAUCCAUGAUCUGCAGACGUAUGCGCUGCAGGAGCAGAUGACUCGCACGAAGGGGGCGUCGACCUUUGCGGUGACGUCGAAUAUCGUCAAUGAUCCCGAGACCGGGGUGCCGUCGAUCGUGUCGCGGCUGGCGGUGGCGGUGAAGCGCAAGGUCUUGCUGUGGGUGUGGCGCGAUAUGGAGGUCGAGGGCGAGGUGGUGGAGAUGACGCUGGUCAGUGGCAUCAAGACGCUGACGUGGGUGUCCGGGACGAGGUUGGUGGCCGGGCUGGGGUCCAGCUUUGUGAUGGUCGAUAUCGAGACGGCCAGCGUGACGGACUUGGUCGGCCCCGGGAGUAUCGGCGGGCUGGGUGGCCAGGAAACCGGCCGGUUGACGGGGGUCGGGGUCGCCAGUAUGAGUUAUAUCGGCAUUGGCGGGUCGGCCCCCAAGCCUCUGGCGACGAGGUUGUCCGAGGGCCAGGUGCUGUUGGCGAAGGAUAUCAAUACCCAGUUCAUCGAUAUCAAUGGCGCGUCGCUGGGGAGGCGCCAGAUCCCCUGGAGCCAUGCGCCGGCGGAUAUCGGGUACUCGUAUCCGUUUCUGCUCGCCCUGCAUGACGCGUCCAAAGGGGUGCUGGAGGUGCGCAACCCGGAGACGCUGUCGCUACUCCAGUCGGUUCCACUGCCCUCCGCCAAUAUCCUACAUAUCCCCCAGCCCACGAUCAGCUUGGCCCAUGCGGGCAAGGGGUUCCUGGUGGCGAGCGAGCGCACGAUCUGGCGCAUGGAAGCGCUGAGCUACGAUACUCAGAUUGACUCGCUGGUGGAGAAGGGCUUCCUGGACGAGGCCGUGAGUCUGACAAGUAUGCUGGAGGAUGCGCUCUUGAGGGAUAAGCAGGGCCGGCUACGUGCGAUUAAGCUCGAGAAAGCGGAAGGGCUGUUUCGACUCCGGAAGUAUGCGGACGCGAUGGAUAUAUUCACCGAGAUCUCUGCGCCACCGGAAACGGUGAUCAGGCUCUAUCCCAAGAUCGUGGCGGGAGAGCUAUCGUCGGUCCCCGAGGAGCAGGAGGAAUCCGAAGACAGCGCCACCGAGAGCCCGUCCAAGACCCCCGACAACCAGAAGCAGGUGGAUGGCAAUCACACGGCGGAGGCUGCUGUUGCGGCCACGGCCAAGACGCUCUCGCACGCCCCGUCGGUCAUGUCGCUGCUGCGGUCCAAGACGGAGACAUUCGACGAUGCGGCCAGUAUCCGGACGAGGAUGACCGAAGACGCCAAGCCCGACAAGGCCCUCGAAGGCAAUGAUCUCAAGCUGGCGGUUCGUGAGCUGCAGAGGUACCUGGCCGAUGUCCGUCGGCGGUUUCAGCGCUUCCUCAACCCCGAUGGGUCACUGAAGGUGUUCGAUCUGCCCGCGGACGCGGCCACAGACGAACUGACUGAUUCCGUGAUGAAAUUGCUCGAGACCAGCACGAAGGAUAUCGAGGAUCCCGAGUUCGGGGAGAAGAUUCGCGAGAAGGCCAAACUCGUCGACACAACCCUCUUCCGGGCGUACAUGUAUGCGAUCCCUGCUCUGGCGGGGUCUCUCUUCCGGAUCGCGAACUUCUGCGACCCGGACGUGGUCAUGGAGAGGCUCGAGGAGACCGGUCGGCACAACGACCUGAUCGAUUUCCUGUACGGCAAGAGACUGCACCGACAGGCGCUGGAGCUUCUGCAGCGGUUCGGUCAGGCGGAGGAGGAAGAGGAGUCCGCGCCGCAGCUGCACGGUCCCAAGAGGACGGUCGUCUACCUGCAGAAUCUCCCGCCGGACCGGAUCGACCUCAUCCUCGAGUUCGCAGAAUGGCCGCUGCGUGAGGACCCCGAAUUGGGCAUGGAGAUCUUCCUGGCGGACACGGAGAACGCAGAGACCCUCCCCCGGCAUCGCGUGCUGGACUUCCUGCGGGCCAUCGAUGUCAAUCUGGCCGUGCGAUACCUGGAACAUGUCAUCGGCGAGCUGAACGACAUGUCGCCGGAUCUACAUCAGCAGCUGCUCAAUCUCUACCUGGACCGUCUGAAGAAGUACAGAAACAAGGAGUGGGAAUUCGCUAGCGAAGACGACCACGUCGCGUGGCGAACCAAGUUCCUCACCAUGCUCAGGUCGAGCACGCAGUACUCUCCGGCCAAGAUUCUGAACCGCCUGGACCGCGACGAUCCGGAAUUGUUCGAAGCGCGAGCAAUCGUGUUCAGCAAGAUGGGGCAACACAAGCAGGCGCUGGAGAUCUACGUGUUCAAGCUGGAGGACUAUGCCAAGGCUGAGGAAUACUGCAACCAUCUCCACAAACAGGACGAUAUAGCGUCUACCGAAGAAGGCGGGCCUUGUGUGGCUCUGCUGGCUUACGAAGAAGACAAGCCGUCGAUCUAUUUGACUCUCCUAGCACUCUAUCUAACCCCGCCCCACGGAUACAAGCCACGAUAUGGGCCAGCGCUCGAAGUGCUGGCCAAGCACGGGUCCCGCCUGCCCCCCGGGGCCGCGCUGGACCUGAUCCCCGAAACCCUCCCGGUGAAGGAGCUCGACUUUUACUUCAAGGGUCGCAUGCGCGCCGCCAACUCGAUCCUCAACGAAAGCCGGAUCGUGGCGAGCCUGCAGAAAGCCGAGAACAUAAAGACCCAAGCGCAGCUGCUGGUGGGGGAGGGGACGGAUCCCAAGCGGUCGAGAUCCAGACAUGUCACCAUCACCGAAGAGAGGGUGUGCGGGAUCUGCCACAAGCGGAUCGGGGGCAGUGUGAUCAACGUGUAUCCAGAUCCUCCCCCUCCCAUCCCCCCUCUUCCUCGACGUUCCUUUGAUGAUUCUUAUUCCUACACUUUCUACAACCGUCCUGGCUCCUCUGGAAGUGAUGCCUCGUCGAUGACCUCCAAUGUGACCACCAUCUCGCCUCAGCAAUCCAAUUUCCCGCUGCCGCCUGCGCCUGCGCCUACUACUGGCACUGCCUCUGCCUCUGCCUCUGCCUCGCCGCGGCCACCGCGUAUCUCCUCGCUCAACACCGCCAAUCUCACCUCCGCUUCUACUGCCUCUACUACCACUACUACCAACACCACCUCAUCUGCGCGAUCCCCCGUCUCCUUCAUGCCGCAUAAUGAUAUCCUGAGUCGAAAGCCCUCGGGACGGGUCGUCCCGGCUGAGCUGCAGCGACGCUCUCGUCACCACUCCCAGGGUUUCUUUGAACCAUCGCUCCCUACCGCUUCUUCGACCGAGGCCUCUUUGUCAGCUUCUCGUAUCGCGGCCCAGACGGCCAUGCUUCAACAACAGCAGCAGCAGCAGCAGCAACAGCAGCAACAGCAACAGCAACAACAGUCGCACCAACAUCAACAACAUCCUCAAAAACAACACCAACAACCUAACAACCUCCAACAUCCCGUGAAACGACCCGCGACCGUACGAGGGGUCUCCGAAGACGGCUCCCGUUCCCGACGCGGCGGCAGCAUCUCGCCCCCUCCCCCGCCUCCCCCACCCCCCGGGUCGACAGCAGCCAGCGCGACUGGCGCAUCAGCCGGGCAGCCAUCCUACACAAAUGGCAGCGGCAGCACCAGCACCGCGGCUGGACACGCCCAUGCUGCCACGACAGCGGCCAACGUGGUAUUCCCCCGAAAUCCAGGGCUCCAGCCCCCCGGGCUUGGGCUCGAGAUCCCCCAGGAGCGCGAACACAAGCACAAGGGCGAGAAGUCGAAGAUGAAGCUCUUCUCGAAACCCAAGCACAUCGGCAUCAGUCGCGACAAGGACGGGACGGGGAAGGAAAGGGGCCUGCCCUCGCCAAGCAAGAUGGGGUUCCCCAGUGGGGGCUUGUCCCGGAUCGUCAGCGCUUCGACCACCAGCUUGGCGGAGACCUUCCCGUCGAACAAUUCGUCCAUGUACAACCUGUCGAAUGCGUCCGCGAGCACCGUCGUGCCGGCGGAUCGGCCGACAGGGAGCGAGAAAGAGAAGGACAAGGACAAGGAGAAACACAAACACCAUUUCCUGUCGCGCCAGAAGCUGAAGCUGAAGGAUCGCGACGAUCACUACAACCUCCCGCUGUCGUCCGCGUCGAGUAAUUCGAAGCCGUCCGACCCCAAUGCACCGCAGUCCCUAUACUCGUUCACCCCCGCGUCGCCGGGAGCCACCAGCACGACCUUCGGCAAGUCGGUGAGUGGGCUGGAUCUGCUGCAUGGGCUUCGUGAGAAGAAGAAGGAGGAGAAAGCGCAAGCGCAGGCUCAGAUGGAUUGGGCAACUAGUUCACAGGGGCCGGGAGGGUCGCCGGCUGUCUUCCCCGGGCCGUCGUCAUUGGGCAGCUCCUCCGGGCUGAUCGCCGAGGCUGCCUUGCGGGAGACUCUCCAAGGGUUUGGGCUGAAUAACAUGACGCCGGAGGACGCUUGGGACUUCCUGAAGGCGAAACUGAUGGUGAUCUUCGACGGGGAGGACGUGCGCAUUGCAAUUGAAGAUCUAAACAAGCUGGUUCUCGUCCAUAUUCAGCGAUGUGUGCAGAAGCGCACUCCGGCGGCGGUGGUCGACGACCUGAGGGAACUGCUGGAGACCGGAUUCGCUUCGCUGAACCAUACCUUGAACGGGGUGCCGGAUGAGAAGCUGGUGCCGCACCUCGUGCAGGUGUGGAUGCUCGUGUUCGGCACAAUCUUGCCUUUCAUUCAGGCCGUGUUCUUGCCUCUCGACCUGGAAAUCAAAGGCUGUGGGUCUGUGAUGAAUCGGCGUGAAGCCAGUGAAUUCUGGGGGUCCGCACGCAAUGCCGAGUACCCUGGCUGUGAGCUGGAUGUGCGCAAUCUGGUUCUUGUCGCCUUCCGCGACCGAAUCAUCCUGCGUCGCUACGAAAGUCUGAAGUCAACAUUUUCACGCCUGAGUCUCGACAGCAUCAAGCUCGGCACGGCGGCGCUCAGCGUCACCACCAAGAGCAGUUCCACCAGUGGCGGACGGCCUCCCACCGCUGCCUCGCUUGACGGCGGCGGUGCCGGCGCCGGCUUUGGCAGCUACAGCUCCCAGUCCUCGACACUCCUCAACGCCCAGUCGGGGAGCUACUCCUCCGACUCCAGCAGCAGCAGUCGCAGCCGCGCCGCCUCCAACACCUCCUCCAAUCCCGACCAGCUGAUCUUCCAGUCUCUCUCCUCGCCGCCCCAGCGCCCGAGCAUCAUCCACCGGGCCAACGCGGCAGCCGACACCUCGCAUAUCAUCACCGAGACCGUCGGCCGCAUGCUGCAGUGCGUCAGCGUCCUGGCCAGCGUGCAGACCGGCGACAAGGCCCAGGAGCAGGUCGAGACGCUCGGCAAGGAUCUGAAGCACAACUGGCUGGGCCGGGGGCGCACCGGCCGCGACCGGCGGGGGUUCGUGGGCACGAAGAUCCGGCCGGCGAUUGUGGCCCGCGCCGACACUUGUCUGGUACAACAUGAUUUCCCCACACUUUUCUUCACUGCUUCUUCCGUGGUUAUUGCUUUGAUGAUGGGAUUUGGCAUGGCGGGUGUUUGUGUUUUGGGAUAG
This is a messenger RNA of Aspergillus aculeatus ATCC 16872, 7218 nucleotides long. RefSeq lists its product as uncharacterized. NCBI's taxonomy places the organism in Eukaryota, Fungi, Ascomycota, Eurotiomycetes, Eurotiales, Aspergillaceae. The coding region runs from base 1 to 7218 and encodes 2405 amino acids. The transcript is spliced from 12 exons. Gene Ontology annotation, biological process: intracellular protein transport; vesicle-mediated transport; endosomal vesicle fusion. Gene Ontology annotation, cellular component: fungal-type vacuole membrane; cytoplasm. The record is from RefSeq and is a predicted model, not a curated record. Gene Ontology annotation, molecular function: ATP binding; 6-phosphofructo-2-kinase activity.